This is a messenger RNA of Striga hermonthica, 1500 nucleotides long. The record is from the annotation of a GenBank genome assembly. Lineage: Eukaryota; Viridiplantae; Streptophyta; Magnoliopsida; Lamiales; Orobanchaceae.
AUGGCCAAUAACGCAUCCUCAUCAAUUUCGCCAUCGAAUUACACUGAGAGUGCCACUAAACAAACUGAGGCCCUGAAAUCCUUGUUCGAUCCUCACAGUAUUGACCCACAUUUGCUGCAGAAAAUAGAGUAUGAUGCACUGGUUUGGAGUUCUCUUCAUGGGCUGCUUGUUGGAGACAGAGCUUCGGAGAAAUCAGGAAGGAUACCUGGUGUCGGCCUAAUUCAUGCACCAAUAUCCUUGCUGCCUACACCAUUUCCUGAAAGUCACUGGAAACAAGCUUGCGAAGUAGCUCCCAUAUUCAACGAAUUGGUUGAUCGUGUGAGCUUGGAUUCAGAAUUCCUGCAGGAAUCCCUCUCGAGAACCAAAAAGGUUGAUGCUUUUACAGCUAGACUCCUAGAUAUUCAUGCCAAGAUUCUAGAUAUGGGCAAGAAAGAGGAAAUACGCCUAGGACUACAUCGAUCAGACUAUAUGCUGGAUGAACAAACUAAUUCACUUCUUCAAAUAGAGCUCAAUACAAUUUCUUCUUCAUUUCCUGGACUGAGUUGCCUUGUUAGUGAGCUUCACAGGAGCUUGCUUCAUCAAUACAAACAGCACCUUGCUUUAGAUCCACUGCAGAUUCCCCAAAAUAAUGCUGUUGGUUUGUUUGCUGAAACACUGUACAGAGCAUGGGCCGAAUACAAUAACCCGAGGGCUGUGGUGGUGAUUGUUGUUCAAACUGAAGAACGAAACAUGUACGACCAACAUUGGAUUUCUACACUAAAUUUUACAUAUGAAGUUAGAAGCAUAAGGAGGACUUUGGGAGAGAUUGAUGCACAAGGGGAGAUUUUACCUGACGGAUCACUUAUUGUGGAUGGUGAAGCUGUCGCUGUGGUGUACUUCCGAGCUGGAUAUGCACCAACAGAUUAUCCCUCGGAAUCAGAAUGGAGUGCUAGGCUAUUGAUUGAGCAGUCGUGUGCAGUCAAAUGCCCCUCAAUUUCCUAUCAUUUAGCUGGCACCAAGAAGAUUCAACAAGAGCUAGCAAAACCCAAUCAACUUGAAAGAUUCCUCGAAAACAAAGAUGAUAUUGCUAAGGUGCGUAAAUGCUUUGCUGGGUUAUGGAGUUUGGAUGACUCAAGCAUUAUCAAGGAUGCAAUCGAGAAUCCUGGAUUGUAUGUCAUGAAGCCUCAAAGAGAGGGAGGAGGUAACAAUAUCUAUGGUGAAGAUGUGAGGCUCUCGUUGCAAAGAAUGGAGAAGGAAGGUAUGGAAGAAAAUGCAGCAGCUUACAUUCUCAUGCAGAGAAUUUUUCCGGUAAUUUCACGUGCAGUUCUAAUGCGGGAUGGGAUUUCUCACAAAGAACAUGUUAUAUCAGAACUUGGGAUAUACGGCACCUACUUGAGGAACAAGACAGAUGUGAUCGUGAACGACAAUUCGGGUUAUUUGAUGCGGACAAAGGUCUCUUCUUCAAAUGAAGGCGGGGUCGCAGCCGGGUUUGCUGUUUUAGACAGCGUGUAUUUAGUUUAA